Messenger RNA from Stylophora pistillata, 1386 nucleotides. Its product is annotated as beta-1 adrenergic receptor-like. Gene Ontology annotation, molecular function: G protein-coupled receptor activity. Gene Ontology annotation, cellular component: membrane. The record is from RefSeq and is a predicted model, not a curated record. NCBI's taxonomy places the organism in Eukaryota, Metazoa, Cnidaria, Anthozoa, Scleractinia, Pocilloporidae. Gene Ontology annotation, biological process: G protein-coupled receptor signaling pathway.
AUUUAAAGAACAGGAUGUUAAUAGAAUUCAUUCGUUGCCAAAAAUUAGUGCUGCUUCAUUAUACCGUCGGACGCCGAAUUUUGUGUAGAACGGCCACAGCGAAAAGAGAAAUAAUACAAUGGACAAAGCAUGCGAAAGUGAGUUUAAAGAGCUGAACUUGGAAGCCAAGAUAAUUUUGUCAUCGUGGUAUGGCCUCGCAGGUUUAGCGGCCAUUAUUGGAAACGCGAUCGUGUUAUGGUUGGUCGCUCGAAACAAAUCACUCAGAACAAUCUCCAACUUGUUCCUCGCUUCGUUGGCAGCCGCAGACUUUUUUGUAGGGCUUGUAAUAGACCCAGUCUGGAUUUUCACCAGAUGUGUGGGAUAUGAUGCAAAUACUUAUGUGCAGACGUCUGGUAAAGUUAUCGAUUAUCUCUGGAUCCACACAACAGUGGCCACCACGUUCAACUUAUGUUGCGUCACUAUGGACAGGUAUCUGGCGAUCCUCCAUCCUCUCCGCUACCAAGAUAUUCUUACCAAAAGGAGAUGUUAUUUGUUCAUAGCCACUGUUUGGUUCAUCUCUUUCAUUCUCCCGUGCUCCAGAUUCUUCGUCAAAGAUGGUUCAGUGGCGCUGUGGUUAUCAUUUACAAUCAUCACGGUUCUGAUUCCCAUGAUCAAUAUAAUAUUCUGUUCUAUCAGAAUAUUGAAAGCAGCAGCAGCCCAGUCUAAGAAAAUUAGAAACAACUACACUUUACAGAGUCAAGAGGCCCUAAGAAGAGGAAGGAAAAACUCAAAGGCGGCAUGGACGAUUGGCAUUGUGGUGGGGCUCUUUGUUUUCUGCUGGUUACCAAGUCUAAUCACAUCUUUAGUGAAUUAUUUCACCCCACGUAAAUGUGGCCUGACCAGACAACUGUUAUACUACACAGUGUGGACAUCAGUCGAAGCUCUUGCUUUUACUUCAUCAGGAAUUAAUCCGUGGGUGUAUUGUUUGCGAUAUGAAGAAUUCUUCAAAGCUCUGACUCAUACUUUUCCUUGCGUUAAAAGGCGGAAUUUAGAAGAAGCUCUCUCCCAUCCGAGAGCGAGGAAGCAGGGCGACACAUAUACAUAAAGAACAUGGCUUCAUCUUUGCAGUUUACUUUAUUAUAUGCCUUUACUUCUCAAAUUUGGAUAGUUACAACAUUUUAGAUAAACCCGUUAAGCGUCAAUCAUGAUUUGACAAAGGGAUACGGUGUACUCAUAGCUUUCUCCUCAAGAAUAUGCUUAGAAAAUUAACUAAGGCUAAUGGUCAAAAUCAAUUUACUUCCAUUCCCCGCUUUUUUCCUUCUUAAUUCGAAAAUGUUAGGUGUUUGUGGAUUUUUAUUAAUCAAAAUUUAUUAUGCAGUUUAUAAUAAUUGUGAAUUAUAAAUGAAU